AUGGUGUUCAUCUUUGUCGCACCAGUCUUCCUGCUCAUCGCGUUCAUCCUGCUGCUGCUCGUGUCUGUCUCAGUCCCCGUCGUCUACACCAUCAACUUGUUUGGCAUUGGGGUGAACACAGGGGGGCGCUUUGCUAACGCUGGUGCCAAUGGAUAUGUCACAUUUGGUGUCUGGGGAUACUGCAUUGACCGCAUGAACAUGCAGUUUGGUGGCUUCAAUCGCGGACUCUAUGGAGAUUGUUCCCAUCCAGGUGUUGGUUACUACUUCGACCCUUGGGUCGCCAAUGCCUUGCGGGUCAAUCCAUUCUACUUUGAAAACACCAUCUCCCACUCGGUCACCAGCGCCCUGGUAAUGCACGUUCUAGCUGCUAUCCUCACCUUCUUUACAAUGGCCAUCUCCGUGUUCAUGGUUGUCAAGCGCGGAUCAGCAGGCACCGCCAGAGCACCCUCGCUCUGCACACUUAUUCUCGGCGUGCUUGCAGGCCUGUUCACGACAGUCUGCUUCCUCAUCGACGUCAUAUUCGUUGCAGUUGUACGUGAUCGUAUCCGGGAUCUCAGCAACGAUGUACUCUACGUCGAAUAUGGCAACGGGGUGUGGAUGACACUUGUGGCUGCGAUCCUCAUAUGGAUCGGAAUGGUUGGCGCUUGUUGUGGAAUCUUCUCAUGCGGUGGCAGCAGAAGGUUCCGCAAGAGCCAGCCCGUUGAAGCAUCAUAG
Pleurotus ostreatus (oyster mushroom) is the source of this 714-nucleotide messenger RNA. RefSeq lists its product as uncharacterized. Lineage: Eukaryota; Fungi; Basidiomycota; Agaricomycetes; Agaricales; Pleurotaceae. The transcript is spliced from 6 exons. The coding region runs from base 1 to 714 and encodes 237 amino acids. The record is from RefSeq and is a predicted model, not a curated record. Gene Ontology annotation, cellular component: growing cell tip; plasma membrane; cell division site.